Molecule: messenger RNA, 1998 nt
Organism: Glarea lozoyensis ATCC 20868
Lineage: Eukaryota; Fungi; Ascomycota; Leotiomycetes; Helotiales; Helotiaceae
Product: Class II aaRS and biotin synthetase
Exons: 3
Coding region: 1-1998 (665 amino acids)
Biological process (GO): mitochondrial glycyl-tRNA aminoacylation
Cellular component (GO): cytoplasm; mitochondrion
Molecular function (GO): glycine-tRNA ligase activity; ATP binding
Source: RefSeq, a predicted model, not a curated record
AUGGCCACCACAACUCUCAAGGGGACGCCCUUCGAUCGUCAAGUCCUAGACUCUAUGCUUCGACGGCGCUUGUUCUACACCCCUUCCUUUGAGAUUUACAACGGUACAGCUGGUCUGUACGAUUAUGGCCCCCCGGGAUGUGCCCUACAAGCAAACAUAAUCGAUUUGUGGCGGAAGCAUUUCGUUUUGGAAGAAGACAUGUUGGAGGUCGACUGCACCGCUCUGACUCCCGCUGAGAUAUUGAAGACUAGUGGCCAUGUCGACAAAUUUGCAGAUUGGAUGUGCAAAGACCCCAAAAACGGCGACAUCAUCCGGGCCGACCAUUUUGUGGAAGAGAUCUUAGAAUCGCGCCUCAAGGGAGACAAGGCUGCUAGGGGUGUCACAGUCGCUGCAAAGGAGGAAGACCCAAAGAAAAAGAAGAAGAAGACCAAGGGUAUUGCGGAAGCUGUGAAGUUGGAGGAUGCGGUGGUCAAAGAGUACGAAGAAGUCUUAGCAAAAAUCGACAACUAUAAUGGCGAAGAAUUGGGCGAGCUUAUCAAGAAGUAUGAGCUAAAAAACCCAGCAACUGAUGUCCAACCUGAACCUCCUGUCGCAUUCAACCUUAUGUUCCAGACUGCCAUUGGUCCAAGUAGUAAUGCACCCGGAUACUUGCGCCCAGAAACUGCUCAGGGACAGUUUGUCAACUUCGCAAAACUGCUGGAAUUCAAUCAGCAACAGAUGCCAUUUGCAUCGGCCUCAAUUGGGAAGUCUUUUAGAAACGAGAUCUCUCCGCGAUCUGGUCUUCUGCGUGUUCGAGAGUUUUUGAUGGCCGAGAUUGAGCAUUUUGUUGACCCAGAAGGUGGAAAGAAGCACCCACGGUUCCACGAGGUCGCGGACAUUGAGCUUGUGCUGUUGAACAAGCACACCCAACUCUCCGGCAAGACAGACCUGGACAAAGUCACAAUUGGGAAAGCCGUUGCUGAUGGUACGGUCGACAAUGAGACUCUUGGCUAUUUCUUGGCUCGUAUACAUCUUUUCCUUAAGAAGAUUGGCGUCGACCAGUCGAAGAUAAGAUUUAGGCAGCACAUGGCAAAUGAGAUGGCUCACUACGCCGCCGACUGCUGGGAUGCCGAAUUGCAGACAAGCUACGGCUGGAUUGAGUGUGUUGGUUGUGCUGAUAGAAGUGCUUACGAUCUUACCGUUCACGCGAAAAAGACUGGUGCACCGCUGUUUGUUCGAGAACGUCUGGAUAAGCCUAUCACUAUCGAGGAGUGGCAAAUUGACCUUGACAAGAAGAAAUUUGGUCCUUUCUUCAAGAAAGAUGGAAAAACCAUUGAAACGGCUAUCGAAGCCCUAUCCCAGGAAAAGCGUGAAGCACUUGCCCAAGAUCUGAAGGCAGACGGCAAGAUAACUGUCGAUGUUGAAGGUGUAGGAAACGGCAAAGUAGAGGUCAGCAAAGACUUGAUCGCCAUUGAGCGGAGGACGCGGACGGAAAACACGCGGGAAUAUACCCCGAAUGUGAUUGAGCCUUCAUUUGGUAUUGGUCGGAUCCUAUAUUGUCUGUUUGAGCAUAACUACUGGACUCGUGGUAGCGAUGGCGGCGACGAAGCUCGUGGGGUUCUUUCGUUCCCUCCUACAGUUGCGCCCACUAAAGUCCUGCUCGUACCCCUAUCGUCUAAUGAGAGCUUCAAGCCUUUGGUCAAAGACAUGUCUCUCAAGCUCCGCGCACUUGGCAUCUCAAGUAGAGUAGACGAUUCAUCCGCAUCUAUUGGCAAGCGGUACAGCCGUAAUGACGAACUGGGCACUCCUCUUGGUAUUACGAUUGAUUUCCAAAGUGUGAAAGACAAAACCUUCACCCUCAGAGACCGCGACUCAACCAAGCAAGUUCGUGCCGACGAAGACUCCAUAUUUGCCGCAAUUAGAUCCUUGGUUGAUGGCAGUAAAGUAUGGGCCGACAUUGAAAAGGAACUACCUGUCUUUGAGGGCCAGGAUCUUGAAGCAGAACUUCCUGUCCGCUAA